Pyricularia oryzae 70-15 is the source of this 504-nucleotide messenger RNA. RefSeq lists its product as uncharacterized. The coding region runs from base 1 to 504 and encodes 167 amino acids. NCBI's taxonomy places the organism in Eukaryota, Fungi, Ascomycota, Sordariomycetes, Magnaporthales, Pyriculariaceae. The transcript is spliced from 2 exons. The record is from RefSeq and is a predicted model, not a curated record.
AUGCCGACAAGUCGAUCAAUGGGAGGAGUGGUGCAAAAAGAGGAGUAUCCGCAGGAGUAUGAGCACAUUGUCACCAACGCUCCUAUCAUGGGUCGGGACCCGGAGGAUAGAGAUUUUGUUGAGGGCGGCGAGGUCAAAGAUAUUGACAUCAACAUGUCUGAGGCUCCAAAGUACAAGGUCAUCCCAGGGACCAUUGCAUUCAAUCAAUAUCUUACAACUUUUUGCAUCACCCCGUCACCGCAGCCCACCGACCUCAUCCACCCGGACGACGAACGGAAACCGAGACACGGCCACGACCCCGCCCUGCCCGACGACGAGCUUACCACGGACCCCUGGCGGACUGUCGCCGCCGCCACCGGCAUCACCGUACCACGGCCGGACGACGUACAUGCUGUCGCGCUCGAGGACGCGCUCGACCACGUACUCGGUGGCGUCGGCGCGCAAAAAGACGAAGCAGCCGGCGCGCGGGCAGGGCACGGCCGAGAGCCAGGGCGGCUGCGGUGA